CUGCUGCGCACGUAAACAUUACGGGAGAGAACUUUGAGCCGCUUUCAAAGUGACCAGGCACCGGCGUACGCGAGAGUUUCGGAGCAGUUUAGGUUUUUAUUGAGUGAAUUGACCCGAGUCUUGAACACAACUCUACAGAGAUCACUGACCUGAAUGACUUUGUGAACUUAACCUAAAACUGGCAGGUCAAUGAAUGUUUUGUAUCAGGGCCGUGGUCACUUUGCGUUUGUCCCAGCAAUGUACACAUCAAGUAUAUGACUCGAGACCCAAUGAUGAACAAGAGGGUAGUAGGUCAUGGAAAAGCCAUAGGAUGUAUCAUCAGAUUUUAAGGAAGAGUGGAAUGAUGGGAUGGAUUCAAAGACCACAGAAUAUGAAACACUGGGACCAGAUACUGAAAUAGCUUCCAGUUUUCAAACAGAUGUAAUGGAAGCUGCAAGUCCAUCAGUUAUACAAUCCAAAGUUACCAAUGAGGAGGCCACCACUUCUGGUGUGAAUGUUGAAUGCCGAAUAUGUGGUGAUAAGGCUUCAGGCUUCCAUUAUGGAGUACAUGCCUGUGAAGGUUGUAAGGGUUUCUUCCGAAGAACAAUUCGCAUGAAGCUGGAAUAUGAGAAAUGUGAUCGCAACUGUAAGAUUCAGAAAAAGAACAGGAAUAAGUGCCAGUAUUGUCGCUUCCAGAAGUGCCUGGCGUUAGGGAUGUCACACAAUGCCAUCCGUUUUGGCCGAAUGCCUGAAGCAGAGAAGAAAAAGCUAGUUGCGGGACUUCUAGCUGGUGAAGCAACAGUUCAGAAUCCACAGAUAGCUGAUUUGAAAUCACUGGCAAAGCAUGUUUACAAUGCAUAUCUAAAGAACUUCAAUAUGACUAAGAAAAAAGCACGAGAUAUCCUAAGUGGAAAGGCUACCAAAGAUCCUCCUUUUGUUAUUCAUGACAUGGAAACUCUUUGGCAGGCUGAAAAAAACUUAGUUUGGAAACAAUCAGUAAAUGGAAUUCCGAACAAAGAGAUUGCAGUUCACGUCUUCCACCGUUGCCAGUGUACAACUGUUGAAACCGUAAGAGAACUGACUGAAUUUGCCAAGUGCAUCCCUGAAUUUUUAAACCUUUAUCUGAAUGACCAGGUGACAUUACUAAAAUAUGGUGUUCAUGAAGCCAUUUUUGCCAUGUUGGCAUCAAUUAUGAAUAAGGAUGGUCUUCUCGUGGCUAAUGGAAAUGGAUUUGUUACUCGGGAAUUCUUGAGGAGCCUGCGCAAGCCGUUCAGUGAAAUUAUGGAACCCAAAUUUGAGUUUGCAGUGAAGUUCAAUGCCUUGGAACUGGAUGACAGUGACUUGGCUCUUUUUGUAGCCACCAUUAUAUUAUGUGGAGACCGUCCUGGGUUAAUGAGUGUGAAGCAGAUUGAAGAAAUGCAGGACAGCAUUCUCCAAGCAUUGAGCCUACAUUUACAAGCCAACCAUCCAGACUCUCAGUACCUCUUUCCAAAGCUCCUCCAGAAAAUGGCUGACCUGCGCCAGCUAGUCACUGAGCAUGCACAGCUUGUUCAGAAGAUUAAGAAAACUGAAGCAGACACUUCAUUACAUCCGCUGCUACAAGAAAUCUACAAGGACAUGUAUUGACAAACAUUGCACAUUCACUAUUCAGCUUAAUAUAAUACUCCCCAGACACCCCAUUCCCACAACUAACCGACACGACUCCAAUGAAUUCUCAUCAAAGGUUUUCUUGAGAAUACAUAAUAGAUCUGUAACUAGGUACUCCUCAUUUGAAUUUUCUGUUCUUCAGUUAGGUGGUUGCAGCUGACUUAUUUGAAAUCAGCUGAACAGACUUCGAUUACAGCUGAAGAAUGUAUGAAAAUCUACAUAUUUACAACACUACUGACAUACGGCAAUAAAUAUGAUUUUGUGUUGUAAUUUGAACUUGGUUACAGUAUUAAUACCUCUGCUAGGUAGACACAACUAUUGUAAAAAGCAAAGUUUAUAGAACUAUCCAAUGGUACUGUGCUUGCUGAGCCUAACAGCGCAUAUCUGUUUGGUCAGUCUUAAUUUUGAUAUAAUUUGAGGGUAUGGAAAUUAUUAUAAAAUUGCUACAAUAAAUGUAGCUUAUACUGUAUAACAGUCUAUUGUAGAGAAUGACUUGCUCCAAGAAGUACUUGGUUAAGAAUGUGCAUAAGUUUAUAGAGCUGGUCAUGGACUUGUAGCAUUUGUUGGGGGGUGGGGGGGAAUACAUUUUUCAAAAAGACUUUGUGUGCAGCACUUUGAAGUUUUUCAGAAAUGUGAUGAGGUGCUUAGGUAAAUGUAAUUCUUUAGUGCAGAAGAAUUUCAUUUAAAUUUUCAAGUUGCCUUUAUUCAAAUUUCUGUAUCUGACAGCCAUACAUGCUGACCAAAUUCUUUUGAGGACAGGUUUGUAAAUUCCUUGUUGAGCAUUGACGUGCAGAAUUGGGGGGAAAAACUGAUCUCUUAUCUAACUUGGCUCCCAGUCAGUAUUUACAUUUAUUCUAUCUGUAGUAUGCUUACAGUCUUCAUUUUUAAUGAGCAUUCCUUCCUCACUGUGGUUAAAGUGCAAAAUAUUUACACUCAUUUUAAUAAAGCUCUCUGUUUAUAUCAUGAAGACUAUUUUAGGGGGAAAUAAUAUAGCCAUAAACUUAAGUAGCAAAAUUUACCGUAUACGAAAGCAAUGAACUUGUAACGUUUUGCAAAUUAGUCAUGAAAUAUUUGGUUAAAAUUGUUCUACAUUAAUUGUCAAAUUCAUAUUUGGCCUUCACAUUAAAAUUGCUGAUUUGGAAUUUCCAUGGGAAAUUGACAUGUUCUAUUAGUUCUGUUUUGUGUUCUGUUGUGCUGCUCAUUAGCACAAGGAUACAUCAGUGUUUUCUUUUCACUACUGUAUUUCUAUAUUGUAGUGAACUUCAAUAUUUUCACAUUUUUGGGUUGUGCUGAAUUCCAAUGGAUCUGAAAAUACUGCAGCUUGCUCUAUAUGUGAUUUUUAAUGAGGAAUGCUUCAAUAAGCUAGUAAAACAAGAGUUAAGACAGACCUCCCAAGUUACUGAUUUUAUGACUGGUUGACAGACUUUGGCUUCAGCUAUGACACUGGAAUGUUAUAUAUCAAUUCAAAAAUGAAUACAUUCAGCAAUAGAUAAUACUGGAAAUUCAAAUCUAUUAAUAUUUGAAGAGCAAAAAAUUAAGUUCUAGUUGUUGUCCCUCAAAAUUAGUCUAUUUUUCAGAUCCUGUUGGACUUGUAUUGCAUUUCCAACAUUUUCUGACUUUAUUAAGAUGUCUGGCUUUCAGGUUUUUGUUUUCUGUUGCAUGAUUCACACCCUUAAACUUGUUCCAAAGUAGAGCCUAUACUAAAUUUUAAUUCGGUGCAAAUUUGAUAAUUGGAAUCAUGAAUAGCCCACGUUAGCCAGUGUGAUGUGGUUAAGCCAUAAAUGGACAUUUUUCCAUAAGACCACAAUAAAUUCCAGUGUUAACAUUUUA
Molecule: messenger RNA, 3456 nt
Organism: Pristis pectinata (smalltooth sawfish)
Lineage: Eukaryota; Metazoa; Chordata; Chondrichthyes; Rhinopristiformes; Pristidae
Product: peroxisome proliferator-activated receptor delta-like
Exons: 8
Coding region: 349-1605 (418 amino acids)
Biological process (GO): cell differentiation; hormone-mediated signaling pathway; negative regulation of inflammatory response
Cellular component (GO): nucleus
Molecular function (GO): zinc ion binding; RNA polymerase II cis-regulatory region sequence-specific DNA binding; nuclear receptor activity
Source: RefSeq, a predicted model, not a curated record